Messenger RNA from Alternaria arborescens, 1608 nucleotides. RefSeq lists its product as hypothetical. The record is from RefSeq and is a predicted model, not a curated record. Lineage: Eukaryota; Fungi; Ascomycota; Dothideomycetes; Pleosporales; Pleosporaceae. The transcript is spliced from 4 exons. Bases 1 to 1608 code for a protein of 535 amino acids.
AUGAAGCUUCGAAGAUCCUGUUUGGUCACUGCGUGCUUUGCCACCGGUAUCCUCGGUUCAUCCCCCGUUGUUCAUUCGCAAGCUGGUAUCUACCAAGGACGCCACCUCCCAGAAUUCGAUCAGGAUCUGUUCCUGGGCGUCAAGUUUGCUCCAAAGCCAGUACGCUUCGCACCUGCUGAGCUAGUGAAAGACUCCCCUACGACAUAUCACAAUGCUACACAGUACGGCAUUGAUUGCAAGGGCUAUGGGUCGGAUACGAACACCUUGGUAGCCGCGAAUUUGACGAAGUUGGGAGAGGACUGUCUACACUUGAACAUCGUCAAACCUAGAACAAAUGAGACGAAUCUGCCAGUGUUGCUAUGGAUCUACGGAGGUGGAUGGCAACAGGGUGCUACUAGCGAUCCGCGAUACAACAUGAGCUACAUCGUUCAGCAAUCUGUACUGAACGACAAACCAGUCAUUGGCAUCUCAAUCAACUAUCGCAUGGCAGCGUUUGGUUUCCUUUAUAGCGAAGAGGUCAAGGACGCUGGUGUGCAGAAUCUAGGACUUCGCGAUCAACGACUCGCUAUGCAAUGGGUCAAUAAGCACAUUUCUUCUUUCGGUGGUGAUCCCACAAAGGUUACCAUCUGGGGCGAAUCGGCGGGUGCGUACUCUGUCGGCGACCACAUAGCGGCAUACAAUGGUGAAGACGAAGGUCUCUUCCGCGCAGCGAUUCUGGAAAGUGGUGGCGCUGUCGGUGCGCCACUCAACGGCACAGACUGGUACCAGAACAUGUACAACAACCUCACCGAGUCAGUUGGCUGCACUGACGCUGAGGAUACGCUCCAAUGCCUUCGCGACGUACCCUACGAGACGAUUGCACCCUUCGGAUACCAGGGCCUCGAAUGGUUUCAUGUCAUAGAUGGCAGCUUGAUACCUCGAUACGGCUCAGAAUCACUGCGGGAGGGCAAGUUCGCAAAGAUUCCUCUUAUCCUCGGUACGAACACCGACGAAGGCUUUGGCGUGAACGGGGUAAACAGCGACGCCGAUGCCAUCAAUCAGAUGGUACACUCCAAGCGCUGGAACGUUAACGAGACAGUUGCCGAGAAACUGCUCGAGCUAUACCCCAACGACCCUGCACUUGGCGAACCGUAUGGAUGGGGCAACCGCACAUGGCCGCAGUAUGGUCUUCAGUAUAAGCGCUACCAAAGUAUCGCAACUGACCUGACCAUGUAUGCUCCGCGAAGAGGGCUUGCACAAAGCAUGAGUGAAUUUGUCGAUGGUGUGUAUUCGUACCGAUGGGAUGCACCAAAGUUCAAUACUACGCCUGAUGCGAUCGGCGUCAAUCAUUUCUCUGAGAUCCCAUUUGUCUUUGGAAACACACAGCAGCAACUCACUCCCUUGGGUAAUAGCUCGGAGAACAUUGCGCUGUCAAAGCUGGUUAUGCGAAUGUGGACGUCGUUUGCUUACGAUCUGAAUCCCAAUGGUCACGGUGUACCUCAAAUACCCGAAUGGCCGAGUUAUGCAAGCAAUGCGACGAACUUUGUGUUCCGCAAAGACCAGAGUUAUAUCGAAGAGGACGACGAUCGAGCUGAAGGGGUUGCGUACAUCAACACUCUGACACGAUGA